Messenger RNA from Lepisosteus oculatus (spotted gar), 5391 nucleotides. It is a transcript of the gene tmem174, whose product is annotated as transmembrane protein 174. The record is from RefSeq and is a predicted model, not a curated record. Lineage: Eukaryota; Metazoa; Chordata; Actinopteri; Semionotiformes; Lepisosteidae.
AAGUAACCCAUAUACAAAUGGGACAACCAUUUUUUCAAAGCAAAACAUGGUCCAGAACAAUCUACAGAUGGAUCAGACUCAAAAUAAUAAUAUUUAUAGUAUCAGCGCUGCCUGUAAUAGAAACAACAAUUCAGAAGACUUCUCUGUGAACGUUUUCUCAGUUUCUCCUUAUCGGCCCAAUAGAUCUGACAAUGAAGUAACAGACGGUGACAAAGCAGGGGCCACCUUAUUAUUUUCUGGGGUGUUCUUGGGACUGGUGGGAUUAACAUUUACGGUGAUGGGAUGGAUCAGCUACGACAGCAGCAAGGACUUCGAAUGGACUCAGUUACUCGGUCCCAUACUUCUUUCAGUUGGAGUAACAUUCGUCCUAAUCGGAGUGUGCAAGUUUAAGAUGCUUACCUGCAAAUUGUGCAAACAGGGCGAAGACGUUUUUCCAGAGGCAGAUCAAGGACCGUGCGGACAAUCGUUUGUUUUCUCUGGAAUCAAUCAACCCAUCACUUUCCAUGGGGCCACCGUGGUCCAGUACAUUCCACCUCCCAAUGCCACAUUGACACAAGAUGGAAUUGUUACCAACCAUUCUCCGACUGCCAACCCACUAAAUGGAGUCUGUGGAACAGCGAUAUGUCCUCCACAGUACUACACAAUGUACCCUUUGGAUAACCUGUCUUUUGUGGGAGAUGACCAUUCCCCCGUUAGUCAAGGGGUGGACAGCAGUGACAGCAGGAGCCACGAAAGUGGAGAGAGGAAAGACAGAAAGACAGCGUCUGAAGAAGCGCUGGACAGCGCCGCACCUCCGUCUUAUGACGACAUUUUCCCUGCCCCCCUGUCGUCUGACAGCACUACCUGAUGUCUUCAUGCCACUUAAAACUGGUUUCCUUCCCAUUCAAGAAUGAUGUCUUACAGAAAACUUAACACGCCCCCCAACAGACGUAAAAAACUUUCUAACGACAUCCUACACACAUAUAGGUAUGACUCGAAAUAUACAGCGCACAUUGUCGAUUUCUCUAUAAAAUAAAUGUGUUUCAUUUAAAACAAUAAAUAUAUCUGUAGCGUCUAGUGUUUGUGCAGUUUAUGACAUUCAGCUGAGGUGAACGGUUGCAGUUUUUUUUAAAUGAAAUUAUAGAUUUUGUGAUGGUGCAGAAAAAUUCACAAUUUACUGGAAGCAGAAUGAAGAUCUGCUAUAUAAUCAAAUAUAUCAGAUGAGUAAUCAAAUUUGUUCGAUUAAAUAAUAAUUUUGUAUUGGGUUCAUAAUAGCGCUGUCCAUGGUCCUGCGGGGUGUACCGUGUGCCACAGUGGACCACAGUAGUCCCAAAUAUGUCGCUCAAAAGGGUACACAUUUAAUGAUCUACUGUACUGUAUAUUCUUGUUAGCAGGGUAGCCGAAACUACUGUGUUCAGACCAAGUACAAAUCGAAGUGACGAAACGAAGAUCUUGAAAUGAAAUGAAGGAAAAAAAGGUCAGCACCGAUAACCUUAAUGAUCGUGUCAGUAUUCGAAACAGGACAUCUGUUUUGAGAAAAGCGCAAGUUCAGAUACCAGGGAAACUCACUGCCAAGCGGUGUCCAGAUGGCUUUGUAAGUGCUCACGUUUUAAAUGUGUCAAGUCAACAGCUUAUUUAACGUAACCGGUACCCAAGUGCAUGCUUUACGCAUUUUAAGAACCCAUCAGAUACAGUACAUAUCCUGCUUUUUAAAGGCUAUAAAUCCAGCAGGGGAUCAUAAACGUCUGCCAAGGUUUAGGUUUAUUUUUAGGAGGACAUACAGUACUGUAACACCAUAUCGUUACCAGAAAAAAAAGGGUGAGCUUGCAAUUCUCGCAGUGUGUAUAGAAAAAAAAGUUUAAGACUGUGUAGGCCCAGCAGCGAUUCCACUUCUGCUCAUAUGUGAGAUGGAUGUCGAAACGUUUGUGGACAGUUAUAGACUGAUUUGUCACUGAAAAAAGAUACUGGUCUACUCAGUCUGCUUUCAACAGUAUUUUGAACACAGGGUUGAACGCAACAGUUAAGAAGACCACAGGGGGGCAGAAAGAUUGUGUGAAACCAUGGAGGAGUUUUUCAAGGUCUUAACACAGCUCACCAAUAAAUGAUCAUCUAGCAGAGCAGUUGAAAAACUUUCAAAAGCAUAUUCUAUCCCUUUACUGAAGUGUUUAGAUUAUAGCUCGAAGGGUCACAUAUUGGUUAUAAAACCAACAAAUUGUGCGUAAUUAGUUUAAUUGAGUCUGAGUCUUUAUCAUAAUAAUUACGCAUAAUUGCACCAGCAUUAAAACUUUAGUUUUCUAAAAGCUUGAUUUCUUGAAGAACUAAGGGAAAAUGUAAUUUGAAUGUUACAUAAAUAUUUUUGCUACAAUUACUGAAUGAUUUAUGUAUUCUAUCGCAUCCGCAUCCAGGAAUAAAAUAAUGUAACAAACAAAAUUUAACUUGACUUUUGUCACUUCCUUAAAUAAAAAUAGACAUUGUAUAUAUCAGACAGAGGUCUCAGAUUAAUUCCUGUUAGAAGGUUUUAAUGUAUUGGUGAUUUAGUUUUACAAUGCAAAACGUACUGUAUUUAACAAGUGAAAUGCUGCCCCUUUUGGUUAACUUUCACUGUAUAGCAGUUAGUAAACUUUUGCAUAAACUUGAUCUACUAUUUUUCACAUAAUACACUUAUGGAAAUAAUAUAUAAUACUUUGGUUUAAAGAAAACUAUAGAUGCAAGUAUAGAAUUGGGGGUCAUGUAAUCAAGGAUUUAUAUUUCCAUUAUGCAUAUUAGAUGCAUUGUUUCAUUACAAAUGAACAUUUUCGGGUAUCUCACAUUUUAAAGUGUUCUUUAAUUUAGUUUUUAUAGCUUAUAAAAAGACUUCUGAUACGAUUCCUUCGUAGAGAAACGUACAGUACUGUACUCUAGUCUCCACACAAGGUAAAGUAAUAGUUGUAAUUGCUCCUAGAACUUUGAUAGUGUGUUGCAUACGUUUCUUUCAAGCAUUGUAAGAUGUUGUGUGUUCUGUUUUUGCUUUGGUUUUUUGGGGGGUAUCUGUUAGAAGGCAGUAAAGAGAAAACAAUUAUUCCUUAACUGGAAGAUUCAAAUAGCUGUGUGGGGCUGCAAUAGCUUCUAUGGCAGUAUUUAUUUUUUAAAGUUGCAAGUUUUUUUAUAUAAAACAUUUGUGAAGAGUUUACAACUAUUCUGUAUGUCUACGAUUAACUUUAAUAUUUUUUGAAUGACAAAAAUGUCCUUAGUCCAAUAAUUUAUUUGAACGUUUUUUUUAAUACGUUUUUUUAAGUUUUACCGUUGUAACUUCUUUAGGGUCUAUUAAAACGUGACAUCAAAAUAAUUCAAAUUGUUUUGGCCAAUGAAGGUUUAAAACAUACAUUCUGGUUUCUAUUUACAUGCCUUCAAUAAUUAAAUCAAGCAACUAUUAUGGUGUGUCACAAUUGAUUUUUAUGUAGUCUGUAAUGACUAGUUAAUAUUCUCAGCAAUUUACUCUUCCCACAGGAAUACUUUUGAGUCUAAUCACUUUCCUUUUUUUCACGUUAUAUGACUAACACGGGGUGCUUUGUUAAUACGGUAUGUGAUAUUCAAAUUAUAGGCUAUCUUUUACAAUACUUUUCCGAUUCCACCAAAUGUUCAAAAAUGUGGUUAUAACCUUAUUUUCCUUAAGACCACUUUCAUUCUCUGCGUUAGUGUAUAAACAUAGUAUCAUUUCUAAACCUACAGUACGGUAGGUCAUCAUAUCUUAUUUGAGGGUUAAAAGGAAUGAAUUGAAUUCCGUUUUUAACGAGUCUGCAAAGAUUCUUAUAUUGUAAAACGACACGAAAAUAUCGAAGACAACAGAUCAACUAUCCUCCUAAAUAAUAAGUCUAAAUAAAAUCAAACCAAAAAUGAUAGUGUGCACUUUUCUUUGCAAAGUAAGCCAUUUCAUAAUGCAAUAUUCAAAACUUUAUAUAUUGUUUUCUAAAUAAUAUAUACUGUAUGAAAGAGGUGUUGAAAACAAAUGGGAAGCAGACCUCAUGUUACUUUUAAGACUUUUUUUUUACCACCCUAGACUAUUUUUUCUAUAUGUUCUUGGCCUCAAACUCCAAGUGGAAAAGUGUUUUCAAUUACUUGUCCCAUAAAUCUCAUUAAAGGCACCGAAAUUAUGCAUUGUCUUUUCAAAACACUACAUAUGACUACAGUAAUUUUAUACGAAUCUGAUACAGAAUCAAAAUAGCCUAGUUACGAGCAUUUGUAAAAGGCUGUAAGUAUAAAACAAGAACACCCGAUUCCAGAUGUACAGUAAUUAACUAUAUUUUCUAUCAUUGUUUCCUUCAGAAGUGUCAGAAAAGGAGGAAUACGGUAUCGGUACAGUGGAGACUAUUUCAUUGCAUAACGGAAUUGCAAAAUCGAUAACGAUUUUUUUUUAGAUUAAAUGAAGUUGAUUUACAAGUAUUAAGCCUCCCUUAUUUCGUAUGAUUCGAAUUUUAUUUACAGCACAAAUAUAUUGUUGAUUUAUCCUGUUAAUAAAGGCUGGAUUGUAUUUUUUAUUUUUUAACCUCAUCUUUGCUCAACGGCGUGACAGUUUUAUGCCAAGUGUAUUAUUCCAGGACUCUCUGCCAGUAAAGUAUUCCUUUCAGUCAGGAGUUUGCUUCUUUUUAAUAGUAAGAACAACUCCAUAGAAAAACGGGGCUUGAGUUUACUUUCAUUUAAUAAUAAGACGGGGGAAACAGAAAGUUACUUUGUCAAACACAUUCUCGCAUCAGUGCGACCAAAGUGACUAAAUGUUUAUCCAAGAGAUAAUUUAAAAAAUGUAUGAUUAUCAAUUGUUUUUUUAAGUAUUCUGCUACGUAACCAAAGACAAAUAAGGCGCAUUUGGGAUUUAAUUUUUAAUUUGUCACACAAUAAAGCUCGACCAUUUUCUUAAGAAUUGUGUAGAGCCCCAAAUGAAGUCAAUACGAAUUCAACACUUUCUUUAGUCUUCUCGAAGAGGGACAACGUCAUGGUGUUCAGUACUUACAUACAGUAUGUAUCGUUACAGUAUUAUUUAGCAUUUCAUAUUUCGUCUUCUAUAUAAUCUAUAUGGCUUGUAACAUUGGUCAAUUUGUAUUCAAAGCUCGUUGAUGAAUAACUGUGUAACCUGGUGAACUUCACAAACGGAUGUGCGUUUAUAUAUUUUUUUCAGUUUAUCAUUUUACAACCAAAGCGACUUUUGAGAUAUUGGCUAUAAACAGGCUACCCACCAUCUAUAAAAAAGAUACCUAAAUAUGAAAAUAUGGUUCCACUAAGAAACUGGGGAUGACAAGUGUAAAUUCCUAUAUAACAGAGGUUUUGAAAACAAUUUUAGACAGUGUUCUAUAAUCCUUGCCUUUGUCUUUGUAUUUUAACCACAGCACAAUGUGAUAUCCAUUAAUUUUACUGCACAAUAAAUUGCGGGUGGCCGGCAAA